Messenger RNA from Jatropha curcas, 1258 nucleotides. RefSeq lists its product as uncharacterized. Lineage: Eukaryota; Viridiplantae; Streptophyta; Magnoliopsida; Malpighiales; Euphorbiaceae. The record is from RefSeq and is a predicted model, not a curated record.
CCAUGUACAUGUCAGCCACGUGGCUCAUUCUUGAAGCAACACUUGAUACCAUUACUCACCGCCUUCUACCUUGAAACUGAAAAGCCAAAUUCUUUAUGAUCCUUCCACAGAGUAUUCAGUUCAGAGGCCAAGGACUUGAAGGAAUCCUCAUAAGUUGAUCUCAUAAUACAAACAUAAAACAGUACAAGAAGAACACAUUCGACCAAAUUGAAGUAAAAUGUCCGGUGUAUCUCUGGCUACAGCUGCUAGAAGUGAACUUGAUGGUACUACAACUAAACCUGCAAAUCCCAAAGAAAAGCAACAGCAGGCGAUGAUGGGGGGUAUAAUGGGAUCGUUGCGAGUAAUAGAACUCCAACUAGUUGCUUUCAUAAUGGUUUUCUCAGCUAGUGGCCUUGUUCCACUUCUUGAUUUGGUGUUCCCAGCUCUUGCUUCCACUUACAUUUUAAUCCUAGCUCGAUGGGCCUUUCCUACACAUGGCAGAGCCAAUACAGGCUCUCAAGAGAUUUUUCAAGGAACCAAAUUCUUUAGGUUUUAUGUUAUUGUGGGAACAUCAAUAGGCCUGUUCUUGCCACUGGCAUAUGUAUUAGGAGGGUUUGCUAGAGGCGAUGGUUAUGCUGUUCGGUCAGCGACACCUCACUUGUUCUUGCUAUCAUUUCAGAUACUUACUGAGAAUAUAAUAAGUGGGUUGUCAUUGUUCUCGCCUCCAGUGAGAGCAUUAGUGCCAUUGCUUUAUACUGUGAGGAGGAUUUUUGUUCUUAUUGACUGGAUACGUGAUGUGUGGAUUAACAAAACUCUACCAGCUGAUGCACAGAUCAAGGACGUUUCCUGGUAUUGGCUUGGAAGGGGCCUAGCAGCAACCAACUUGUUAUAUUUUUCGAUCAAUCUUUUCGGGUUUUUGAUUCCUCGAUUCCUUCCUCGGGCAUUUGAGAAGUACUUCGAGGAGGAGAGAAAUGAAAUACACUCGAAGAUGGCGGAGGACAAGAGCUCUGCUGCUGCAAAUAAAUCCCAACCAACAGAUAAGAAAGCUAAUUAGUCCAUUGCUCUUUUUUGUAUAAACUUAUAGUAGUUCUUCCACUUAAACCUGUUUUUCUUUAGAAAAACAAUCAUGUGCUGUAUUGUAGUAUAUACGUAGGUUUGUUUUUCUUCCUUCUCUUAUUCCUGAUAUAUGUAUUAUAAUGUUAAAUGACUUUCCUUUUUACUUGCAUAAUUCUUGUUAUAAAAAGUCGAAGAUCGGCACUUGAUCCGAACCGUUCAUAAA